This is a messenger RNA of Apodemus sylvaticus (European woodmouse), 4140 nucleotides long. RefSeq names its product zinc finger protein 395 (gene Znf395). Gene Ontology annotation, molecular function: DNA-binding transcription factor activity; RNA polymerase II cis-regulatory region sequence-specific DNA binding. The transcript has 10 exons. The record is from RefSeq and is a predicted model, not a curated record. Bases 256 to 1755 code for a protein of 499 amino acids. Gene Ontology annotation, cellular component: nucleus. Gene Ontology annotation, biological process: regulation of transcription by RNA polymerase II. NCBI's taxonomy places the organism in Eukaryota, Metazoa, Chordata, Mammalia, Rodentia, Muridae.
ACUGGCUGCGAGCGGCUCGGCGCGCUCCCUUCCCGGGCGGGGGAAUCCGGGCCGGGUUGUGGCCGCGGCCGCGUACGUGAGCGCAGUGUCCCGGAGAGGGAGGGCAGGCCGGCCAGGUGGGCGCGAAGGCGGCGGCGCGGGAGGCGGCGCAGUGCAGGGGCCGCGCCGGUGGCGGGCAGGGCCGCGGCCGCUGCAGGGAGUCGAGCUGUCCGGGCCGGUGGCCGGCGGAGCAGACUGAGGAGCAGAGUAUCCAGCAUGCUGUCCCGACGCCUUGGUAAGCGCUCCCUCUUGGGAGCCCGAGUGUUGGGACCUAGUGCCACCGAGGUGCCCUCAGGGGCCAGCUUGCCUCUGGAGCCACAGAUAGAAGUGCCAGAAGGAGCCACAUCCCCGUCCUCACUCACCUCUAAGGAACCUGUGUGCCAGGAGCCGCCCAAGGAGGUCCUCAGAGCUCUGGGUACCUCAAGUCACCCACAGGUGGCCUUUCAGCCUGGACAGAAGGUCUGUGUGUGGUAUGGGGGUCAGGAGUGCAGGGGCCUGGUGGAGCAGCACAGCUGGGCUGAGGACAAGGUGGCCGUCCGGCUGCUGGACCAGAAGUUACAGAUCUGCUGUAAGGUGGAAGAGGUGUGGCCGGCGGAGCUGCAGGGUGCCACAUCCCAGGUGCCAGCCUACAGGCCCGUGUCUAGGAACAUCGACGUCCCGAAGAGGAAGUCGGAUGCGGUGGAGAUGGACGAGAUGAUGGCCGCCAUGGUGCUGACGUCUCUGUCCUGCAGUCCUGUAGUGCAGAGUCCUCCCGGGGCUGAGCCCAUCUUCUCUGUUUCCCGUGCAGCCUGCGGUGACCCGUGGAAGGAGAGCGGUGAUGUUUCAGACAGUGGCAGCAGUGGGCACUGGAGCGGGAGCAGUGGCAGCUCCACCCCCUCGCCCCCCCAUCCGCAGGCCAGCCCCAAGUACCUGGGGGAUGCCUUUGGGUCUCCCCAAACUGAUCAUGGCUUUGAGACUGAUCCCGACCCUUUCCUAUUAGAUGAACCAGCCCCACGAAAGAGGAAGAACUCUGUGAAGGUGAUGUACAAGUGCCUGUGGCCCAGCUGUGGCAAAGUUCUUCGUUCAAUCGUGGGCAUCAAACGACACGUCAAGGCCCUCCACCUGGGGGACACUGUUGACUCUGAUCAGUUCAAGCGGGAGGAAGACUUUUACUACACAGAGAUGCAGAUGAAAGAAGAGUCUGCUCUGGCUGUGGCUGCUGCGCCUGCCCCUGGGACACCUACAGGCGAGCCAGCGUCCACCUCCCGGGUGGCCAGCCCGUCCCUUGCUGCUCUUUCAUUGCCUCCAGCCAAAGUCCAGUCGUCUGGCCCAGAACACCCCGGCCUGGAGUCUUCCCUGCCCUCAGUUGCACUCAGCAAGUCAGCCCCUGGCUCCUUUUGGCACAUUCAGGCUGACCAUGCAUACCAGGCUCUGCCAUCCUUCCAGAUUCCUGUCUCCCCUCACAUCUACACCAGCAUCAGCUGGGCUGCUGCCCCUACCACCACCUCCUCCCUCUCCCCGGUCCGGAGCCGCUCACUUAGCUUCAGCGAGCCCCAGCAGCCGCCACCCACAGUGAAGUCUCACCUGAUUGUCACCUCCCCACCCCGUGCUCAGAGCAGCACCAGGAAAGCCCGUGGAGAGGCCAAGAAGUGCCGUAAAGUGUAUGGCAUCGAGCACCGGGACCAGUGGUGCACAGCCUGCCGGUGGAAGAAGGCUUGCCAGCGCUUCCUGGACUGAGCCUGCCUCCGCUAGCCCUGCUCCUCACCCUGCUGCAGCCGUCAGUAGAACACAGGGAGAUGAUGCGGCGUGGACGUGGGCAGCUGGGGCUCCAUUGGCUAAGAUAGAACACUUAAAAAAAAAAAAACACUUUCUCCCCCUUGUUGGGAGUGCUUUAUUUUUUAAAAGCAAACCUAAAUGAAACUAUUUUUCCCCUUAAAAUAGGAGAGAGCCAAAAUUGACCAAGGGUAUUCUACAGCGAACUGGAGACCAAAGAGAUCCCCCUCUUACCCCACCCCACCCCACCCUCUCUGGGACUACAUAUGCAUCAAAAGUAGGACAGGAUGCCUUGCCCGUUUCGUGCUGAGCUGGCAAAUCCUUUGCUCUUUCAGUAUUCAGGAAUGGACUGUGAGCAAAUGAAUUCCCGCCCCCCCCCCUUUUUUUUUAUGGAAAAACAACCCCUUUCUGUCAGGUAGAUGGCCACCCAGGGAGCGGUAGCAGGGCCCUGAGAAGAGCAGGCAGUGUGCUUGUUGAGAUAUGGUUUGACUCCUGUUGGAGCAGCUUCUGCAGACAGAAAAGGGACACCCUUUUAUGGUGGCAACUUUUGGAUCUGGGUACCUCCAGAUGUUGGGCUGCAUGCCAGUGAACACGUGGCUUCUUCUCAAAGCCUGUCUCAAAAAAGCUGAACCAAGGGCUUGAGAGUGUGCCCUGGAAACACUAUCCUGCGCAUCCUUCAGCUCGGAGAGGAAGUGCGGAGGGGCUUCAUAAAAACCCUGCUCCAUCUGAGUAAAAUCCAUCCUGAGGCCUCUUCCCUCCAGAGUGCCACAGAGACACUAGAAUGUCAGGUGGUCAUGUCUAAUGUAGAAGUCUUCAAUGAGGAAGACUUUUUUCCCUUGGGGUCUCUGGAAGAUCCUAGCAGACUUUGCCUCUGGGCCUGCCAACAUGAUUUCCAGGUCCCAACUGUUUUGGAUUGACAUCCCAGGUGUCACAGGCUCAGGGAGUGGCACCAGGUCACCUCUCCGGGGACUGAGCAGCAUUGGCUCAUGAGUUGUCAUGGAGACUGAGGCUCCACCGGCCGUGUCACAUGGGAACCAUCUACUUUUCAGUCUAAGAUACACUAAGUACUAGUAGAAAACCUGUGACCCUAAGAGAGACUGUGUGUGCGGUGAAGGGUGGUGGCCUGGGCUGCUGACGGAGGGGAAAACCAGUGUCUAGGUGUCUUUGGUAGGGGUGUAUUUUUAUAGCACAGAGUUUUUGAACAUGCAGGAACCCCACCAAGAGGCUCUCCUCUCCCCUUCUUAAUCCCAGUGUAGACUGAGUGUCUACUCGAGCAAAGGGGUUUUAAUCCCAGCCUUGGUUUGGAGCUUGCAGACAUAACUGAAUAUAAUUUCCUCCAUUUGAAGCAGGCUUCCUAUGCCAUUAGCAUGCCAGACAGAAGAGGAAGAGAGAAAAGACAGGACUUGAGAUGGGUUAAAAGCUGAAGGAGUUCUGAUUUUGUUUGGUUCUUUAUUCCAUCUCUGUGCGGCCUCUCGAGCCUACAUUCAUUCCCUCUUCCCUGGCGGUGUUGGCCUCCUGCCUGCUGUCAUACGUCCCCCUUUUGCUCCCCCGUCCCAAUCCCGAUGCUUUCAUGUUGGUUCCUGACACAUGGUCUGGCUUUGGGUUUGAAGGGCAAGGGUGGCUUGUGAACACACCCAGCCAUCAGGCCCACUUUGUCAUUGUCAUCUCUAUCUCCCUGCUCCCCAGCCCCGUGGGUUUGGAAUCUGACCUGGUGAAGGCCACAGGCGUGCUUUUGAAACCAACAGGGUCUAGCCUGCAAACAGUUAUCUUGGGAAACUAUCCAGCCACGUUUCUGCUAUUCAGAGCUCCCAGAGUUACCUUCAGAUGUGGGGCCUUGUUGGGAGCAACCUCAGUGGGUCUGCACUACACUCACUCCGUGCUGCGAGUCCAGGGAUGCUGUCUGUGGCCGCUGAAGUCUCAGGUACGAAGCCAAAGGGUUCUCCAGGAACCAAGGCUUGGAUCUGGAAGGCUUUAACUUGGCCCUGAAAGCAAUGUCACCACUUCAGAUGGUAGCGUGAGCCUUGUCGGAGUGAGUGUGUAGCUCGAUGCCUUAGAGGACCCUAUGAAAUUGGGGGAAAAAAAUCUGUUACUUUCUGGUCACCCAGGUUCUGACUUUACACGGGGCAAAAAAAAAAAAAAAAAAAAAAAAAAAAAAAAAAAAACACACAAGGGAGAACCCCAUCUGUGAAUUUGUCUUUUCUGCGCUUCUCCCCUCCCCUGUCCCCGCUGUCUUCCAAGUAUUAUUUUUACUGUUAAGACUUUUUUUUUUAAAUGUGAAAUGAAAUGUAAUGUUUUUACAGCAAUGAUAUGAAAUAUAUUUUAUAAGGAAUAAAAUGGUACAUUGUCUGA